AUGGGCUACCCAGACGAAAAGAAGAGAGGAUCUCAAUCCUCCUCAAAGGACGGCAACGAACACCCCUUCCAGGACCACUAUGACGACUCAAAACAGCUGCCUUCGCCACCUUCUGUCGGCACCUCCGCCUCCGCUCAACCACCACCACCCUUGCCAUCCAGACAACCCUCGAUCAUCCACAGAUCCGCAACAUCGAGUACACCCCGGAAUAGCGUCGGUCGCAGCACGUAUUCUCCUGCUCGGGAUGACUACAGGGAAGUCUACCGGGACCUCACUCAGAUCUACAAGCGCAAGAUCCGACCUCUCGAGACAACAUAUAACUUUGAGGGCUUCCAUUCGGCGCCGUUGACAGACAGUGAUAUCCUUGCUAAACCCAUGGUUCUAUUGUUGGGCCAGUACAGUACUGGAAAAACAACAUUCAUUAAGCACCUCAUCGAAAGUGAUUAUCCAGGAUCCCACAUCGGAGUUGAGCCAACUACCGACAGGUUCGUGGCAGUGAUGAAUGGCUCUGAACCCCGAGUGAUUCCAGGAAACGCCGCCGCAGUCUCUGCAGAUUUACCCUUCAGGGGUUUGGAUCGAUUUGGACAGGCGUUCCUGACCAGGUUCCAGGUGUCUCAGUGUCCCAACCCUUUGCUGGAGAACCUGACCUUGAUCGACACCCCCGGUAUUCUUGCAGGGGACAAGCAGCGAGUCGAGCGCGGAUACGACUUUACAAAGACCAUCGAGUGGUUUGCUCAGCGGUCGGAUCUGAUUCUCCUCUUCUUCGACUCUCACAAGCUGGACAUUUCGGACGAAUUCAAGAGCUCAAUCUUUGCUCUCAAGGGACACGAGGAGAAGGUGCGAGUGAUCUUGAACAAGAGCGACAUGGUGGACCAACAGCAGUUGAUGAGAGUGUAUGGCGCACUGAUGUGGUCGCUCGGCAAGGUGAUCCAGACACCAGAGGUCAUGAGGGUCUACCUGGCGUCGUUCUGGCUGCACAAGCCAUCAAAUGCUUUCGAGGACUGUCGAGCACUGCUGGAGAAGGAGCAAGCGGAUUUACUCAAGGACCUACGAGAUUUACCGAGGAAUGCCGCCAUCCGCAAAGUCAAUGAGAUUGUCAAGCGAGCGCGAUUGGCGAGAGUGCAUGCAUACAUCAUUGGACACUUGCGCAAGGAGAUGCCGGCUGUUUUUGGCAAGAAAUCACGCCAGCGCGAGCUGAUCAGCAACAUGCAAACAGAGUUCCUUAAGGUACAGCAGCUCUACAGUGUCCCUGAAGGCGACUUUCCCAACGUCGCGGCCUUUAGGCAGUCGCUCGAGGCCUACCGGUUCGAGAACUUCGCCAGGAUUAGUCAGCCCAUCCUGUCGGUCGCCGAAGAGGCUUUAUCACACGACCUCCCAAAAAUCAUGCGCCGGUUCCCGCAGUACAACCCCCUUCUGGAACUGAGCCAGAAGAACCCAUUCCUCGGGCCACCAGAAGUCUUCAACGCCUUGAACUCGAACUCUAGAGGAGGGGAUAUCCCUCCAAGCUACUGGCACUUUUCCUCGGUGGACAAGUCUGUGUCGCAACCCAUCUUUUUAUCCCUAAACCCGAUCGAGGGCAAGAUUAAUGGGUCGACUGCGAAACCGUAUCUGAUGGGCACCGGUCUGUCGGUUGAGCUGUUGGCCAAGAUCUGGACGCUGGCGGACUGGACGUGCGAUGGCUAUCUGAGUGAGGACGAGUUUGCGGUAGCCAUGCAUUUGAUCCGCGCAGUUGAGAGCGGGGGAGAGCAGGCCCUCCCUGAGACGCUGCCCCAGUCGAUGUUGCCAUGA
Molecule: messenger RNA, 1788 nt
Organism: Linnemannia hyalina
Lineage: Eukaryota; Fungi; Mortierellomycota; Mortierellomycetes; Mortierellales; Mortierellaceae
Source: the annotation of a GenBank genome assembly